This is a messenger RNA of Patiria miniata (bat star), 3307 nucleotides long. RefSeq lists its product as uncharacterized. NCBI's taxonomy places the organism in Eukaryota, Metazoa, Echinodermata, Asteroidea, Valvatida, Asterinidae. The transcript has 2 exons. The record is from RefSeq and is a predicted model, not a curated record. Bases 1121 to 2617 code for a protein of 498 amino acids.
UGUUGACAUGACAACGCAAUAGAGCAGUCUACUUAUGCCGAAUAUGAAUUGUGGAACCGCAUGCCUUUGUGCGUCGAGGGUCCAUGGAAAAUGAUAAACACCAAUAAAAGCUUUCAUAGGUCGUAUUUUAGGGGUCGGGAAAUCGACCCUGUAUGCAUGCACUCCCUGACACAUUCUAUGCAUUAUGGUAGAUAGGCCUACAUUGAAAAUUCGGCUUAUGGAAAAUAGGCAAACUUAAUCGAUCGGGUUACGUUGAGUAUAGAUUUUCGCGUUGUGUUGUUGUAUUGACAUCACAAUAAUAAGCUUUCUGGGUAAACUGCAUGGAGGCUUCAGUGAGUUUGCAACCUUUACUUCGGAUAUGAAAACACAGAGACCUUGAAGAUGUUUUAAUUUUGCUCAGUCAGUGGAGUCAAUGAGUGGUUAUAAGUUAGUGACAGGGGAACAGGCAUGUAAUUGAAGUGGAGUACAUGUACUUCUAAGGCAGAGCACUCCUAAGGCAACUUAUGAUGAUUAAAGCUGUGGAGUAUAAUCAUCAUGGUCCAUUGGUCUAUCUAUGGAGCUUAGCUGGCUGAAUUGUGAGGGACACUCCGUGUGGGGUGAGUGAGAACGUUUUGAAUCACCCAGGCGAAACCGACUGCUGAAAAGACCGUCCCAGCCACACACCACAGCACAGGUCCGGGAUCUUAGAGCAGUCCAACCAACCAAAGCUUGUCCAGAGUCAAUCUGGGCUUGAAUGGAGUCUGUCUUUGAAGGAACUACAGACCCAUUUGACGGACCUACCAUCAGUUUAUUCCAGGUCUUUUGUCGGUCUUCAAUAGUCAUCAUUAGGGGUGUAUCCAGACACCCCCACCCAUCAUUCAGCGGCGCUGGCAUGAUUCGCAGCAGUGCAUUGUGGGAUGUUGUGUCUCUCAUACCCGCACUACAGUCGCUGGUGGAUUGAAUCGUGCAGACGUAAAUUAGAUCAUCAAGGAAAGACGACUCUUUGUUUUCAGCAAUAACUGAGAAAGAUGGGACAUUAAUUAUCAUGGCCACUUAAACGCUGCUAGAGGUGUGGAUGGGUUGAUCUUCCUAUUCUGGAUUGUAAGUGCUGCGCGCUGAGCAGCUAUUACUAGUCUUUGCCAUGACUGACUACUCGACAUCUCAUGUAGACGACAAUCGGGAUAACAUCAUCUCAGGAUCGCAUUUUCCUCAUUCUCAUCUCCACGCGGUUAAUAAUAACAUUCAUUCCCAAUCCCGGCAUCCAAACGGUAAGAUGAGACUGGGCAAGAGCAACAGUAGCCCCGCUACUCCGGUAGGCGAGCUACCGCCUCUGGUCGGAGUCCCGCAUGACAAACCACGCAAUCACCAAACAACGCAUGAGACUAGCAUGAUUCCAGCUGUCUGCCGUGGGGUGUUAGACAGCGAAAACCCCGCCAUCCCCGGCACGCCCAGCCCGCUCAUGAGACGCCGCUUGAAGUACAUGGUACGGCAAUGUUCAGACUCGGAACUCCUCAAGAAUAACCGAGGUUUGGGACGAUUGAAGUUAGCACCGGCAAGCGGCACAGCCAGCCCCGUGCCUCACCCACCGGACCAAAGCCCUCGCUCGCUAAACUCCUCGGAGUCAAACUCACCCAGGAUUCUCCGCAAACCUCACACAGUUAACUCCUCCCGGACUGGACCGGGUAGGAUCAGCCGUUCACUGGAGGCUUCACCCAUGGUUAACAGGCGUGUUCGUAGCGGUGUGAGGCGAAACUCAGGCGGGCGGGACUCAUCCCCGUCCUCAAGACCAACCUCACCACCUUCAGACAACCACCGCCCUAGACCUUUCUCCUUCGGAUCUUACAGCGAUGUACUUCAGUUUGUUUCAAGUAGUAAUGAACCAUCUACGAGAUCUCCAGGGUCUCCCUUUGUUUCUAGGAGGACAGUGGGAGUAAGAGGUGGAGGCCCCUCCCCUCCUAGUCGAGCAGAUACACCUGCUAAUGAUGCCAUAUCGAUACAUGACUCCAAGAAAUCACAUCACAUAUCUUCAUCAUCAGGGGAUCGCAGUGAAGUGCAAGAAAACGAGGAGACUAGUCUCGUUUUGGAAGAGCAUGUGGAUCAUGAGGAAUCUAUGCUCCCGAGAAGGAGACUACGACGUGACUCAGGCUCCCAGCAUGCACAGCGAAACUCCACUGGUCCCGUGCUCAGUGAUAACAAUAGAAACUUCUCAAAGAAAUCCCAACAAGUUGCUGCCCCCACGGGCACCAGUGACUACCCUCAUUAUCCACAUGAGGAUCAAGUGGUUGAUCACCUGGUUGAUGACGACACGGGGUAUCCUAGUAACCUCUACGACAUCCAAGAAAGGCGGGAGAGUAUUUUGAGCAUCGAGGCGGUGCAAGAAAUCGCGCGUCGAUUCGCCAAAAACGGUGAAAAGUCCUCCAGUGAAUCCAGGAGCAAUGCGACGGAUGAUGACGAUGACGAACAAGACAAAAGCAGAAAGCCCGAGAAAAGCAGAAAGCCCGAGAGACAACCUACACCAGAAUAUAGGAAGCAACCGCUCUCCACGGACACACGCGUCUCCAAUUGGUUGAAAGGUAUACAAGACCCAACAGAGAGGGCCCCGACUACUCUGGAGAGAAUAUUACCAGAUAUUAUAUAACGAUAAUUGAUCAAUUAUUGAUCGGCAAUUCGCCCUGAAAGUAUAAAGAGUACAAAAUUGACGCCAAAGGCCAAAUAAUGUAUUCAUGUCAAGACGCACAAAAGUGUUUGUCAAAAGAAGUAGGUAUUUAACAUUACAUGAAAAUGUAGUUUGUGUCAGGGUGUGCAUUAAAAAAAGAUGGUGUGUGCUGAGGCUGUGCUCUUAGCAACAACUGAUCGACAAAUAUCAACUCGUUGUCGACACUAAACUGGCGCGGGAUCACUGCAUAUACAUGUGUGUGGACAAGUAAAGUCACGGUCAACUGUCAGUUAAAUGGAGUGGGUGGUACUUUGUGUGAAAAAAAAACCCCGAAGGGGCGGGGUCAAACCGAAAAAAACCCGUCUCUUUAAAGAUACACAAUUACUUGAAGGUACAUGUUGACAAUUUAUUUUAAUUUUUUUUGCAAACAUACAACCUUGAUGCACUCUGAAUUAUGAGAUGGUUGUCAACUGCAACGUUGUAGUAUCGUAAAAUGAUGAGUUUUUGACUCUUCAAAUACAGACUAUCAUUGUAAACUGUAAAAGGUGAAAACAAAGGUAUUGCCUAUGUUAAUAGAUUACAGGUGUACUUUAAAUGUACUCAGAGGUCGUAUAAUGGCGAGCUGGUUUUGCAGAUGAACGUAAUAAAUAUGCAAAUGUGCUUUCAAAUGAA